This is a messenger RNA of Grus americana (Whooping crane), 5253 nucleotides long. RefSeq names its product signal sequence receptor subunit 1 (gene SSR1). Bases 138 to 1010 code for a protein of 290 amino acids. The record is from RefSeq and is a predicted model, not a curated record. Gene Ontology annotation, cellular component: endoplasmic reticulum membrane; endoplasmic reticulum. The transcript has 8 exons. NCBI's taxonomy places the organism in Eukaryota, Metazoa, Chordata, Aves, Gruiformes, Gruidae.
AGCCACGUCCGCUGCGGCGCGGUAGGCGGGGCGGCGGGGGGCGCGGCCGGGGCGGGAGCGGCCCCGGAUGGAGGCCGCCGCCAUUUAGACAGCCCGCAGCGGCAGGCGUGGGGUGCCGGCUGGUUGUUGCCGCUGUCAUGAGGUGCCUGUCGCAGGUGGUGUUGCUCGCCCUGCUCGUUUUCCCCGCCGCCUUGCUGCUCGGGGGCGCCCGCAGCGGCCCAGGUUCAGGUUUAUUAGUUGCAGCUCAAGAUGCUACAGAAGAUGAGGAAGCUGUGGAAGAUACUGUAGUUGAAGAUGAAGAUGAUGAAGCUGAAGUUGAAGAAGAUGAGCCAACAGACUUGACAGAAGAAAAAGAGGAAGAAGACUUGUCAGGAGAACCUAAAGCCUCACCUAGUGCUGAUACAACUAUCUUAUUUGUGAAAGGUGAAGACUUUCCAGCAAACAACAUUGUAAAAUUUCUGGUGGGCUUCACCAAUAAGGGUACAGAAGAUUUCAUCGUCGAGUCUCUUGAUGCUUCUUUCCGGUAUCCUCAAGACUACCAGUUUUAUAUCCAGAACUUCACGGCUCUCCCUCUCAAUACAGUAGUUCCACCACAGAGACAAGCCACGUUUGAGUACUCUUUCAUCCCUGCUGAGCCUAUGGGUGGUCGUCCUUUCGGACUAGUUAUCAAUCUCAACUACAGAGAUGUAAAUGGCAACAUGUUUCAAGAUGCUGUCUUCAAUCAAACUGUUAUAAUUAUUGAAAAAGAAGAUGGGCUGGAUGGAGAAACGAUCUUCAUGUACAUGUUCCUUGCUGGACUUGGUCUACUUGUCAUUGUUGGCCUACAUCAGUUACUAGAAUCUAGGAAGAGGAAAAGACCAGUACAGAAAGUAGAGAUGGGAACAUCGAAUCAGAAUGAUGUUGAUAUGAGCUGGAUUCCCCAAGAAACUUUAAAUCAAAUAAAUAAAGCUUCACCGAGGAGGUUGCCCUACAAGAGGGCACAGAAGAGAUCAGUGGGCUCUGAUGAGUAAAUGUUAACUAGUACAACAGUUGAACCUUUACUAAUCCUGCCUGUUUGGGUUUUUUGGAUUGGAGUAGUGCAGAGAAUCCAUAUCACCAUAAGGAAAAUACUGCUAAACAUUUGGACUGAACAGAUUAACUGAAUGGUGUUAAUAUUACUGAAAAUGCACUUCUCUUUUUUGUUAAUUAUUGGGGGGGAGGGGGGGAAGGUAGCUAUUAAGAUUUGUGCCUGCGUGUGUAAGAGUUGGUCUUAACAGAACCAUGUUACCUGAAAUGUGCCUUUAGAGUUCUUCGUAAUGCUGGCUUGUCAUCUGUAUGCUGUCUUUGAAGGAUUUUUGUCCUCCCCCUAACCUGAAUGUCUAGUGAUUUAGUCUGUCUUGAUAGUAUCAUAUCUGUAUCAGAAUCUGUAUAAAUUUUUCAUUUUCAGUGAGUAACUUUGUUCUCUACAGUACACACACACUGAAGUUUGUGUGUGGUCCUAUUUCAGUGGCGAGGCACUGAUCAUCUAGAUUUCCUCAUAGUUUGCGUUCUAAAGGCACAAUUGGGUAUAGCUGCUCGUAGUGGUAGAUAUUUUGCUGCUCUUGUGAUCUGGGCAUGCAGUGACUUAAAAAUCUGAACUUAAUCUGCAUAGAUGUUAGGAAGACUCCUACACAGCAGCAGAAUUUGUGAAGCAUGGAAUUUGUGUGCUGAGUUGGUAUUACUACAUAAUUUUUUUUUUUACCCAACUUGUUAAAUGGUUAGUUAUUGAGUCAUGCCAGCAGCUUAGGUAUUCUGAUUGCAGUGGUAGCUCUGCAAUGUUUACUCAAGAACUUCUUGAAUAAGCCAGAACAACUUUUCAGUAAGUUCUUGGUUCUCUCACAAAAACUAGAAUGUCAUAUGUAUCAAAAUGUGGACUUUUCUUAAAGCUUUGCAUUUACUGUACACACUUGAAACUGAAUUGAAAAACUGUUGACUUCAAGUAAUCUUUUUAAAUGGCAAACUAUUUAAUUCACCCUUUGUAGCUUUUAAAUCUCAAACUUCUUUCCACUUGUCAGCACAUUGGUCUGAGUUAAUUUCUUUUUAUCACCUUGUCUUUCUUACUAGUAACACUGAUGCAUAGCCAUUAUUAACUAUACAUGUUAGUUCAGUACUAAAGCAGAAAAGCUAUAUGCAAUCAAAAUGGGAUUCUCUUUUGUGGCAGGCACAGUUUACAUGAUUACCAGGAACUGAGGUAUUGAUCCAUUUCCAUUGCAUUCAAGAAUUUAACUGACAGUAAAAAAGAACAGAUAAUGUGGAGUGUCACUCUGCUGCUGUUCAGGCACCUGGACAAAGCUUGAAUCACUUGCAUCUCAACUGCACAUCUCUUUCUGUGUCUGAAAGUUACCUGGAAGCUUGAGUUCAGGAAAAGGCAUUGAUUUGAGACCUCUGUCAUUUUUUCCUCACCUUCCUGAUCCCCGCAUGUGAAAAUGCUCUUUUAGACCUACACUUGCUCUGCAGGGACUGAGCUUCUGAGCCAAUGAGAGCUGAGCGAUACUUGCAAGUUAUGUCAUAGCGUGCUGGAAGCAUCAAAGCUCUGAAACUACAUGUACUGGCACUAUUUUAUUAUACACUUUGCCAGAAUGAACUGUGAAGCUGUUCUUGACUCAUCUUGCUCUGGAAAAGAUAAGAAUGGGAAGAGCAACCCCAAAGAUGCUUUAUUCAACUUCCUGAUAAUAUAGCCAGUCUGGGCAGAAUAUUUUUAAUAGUUAAAACCUAUGAAUCAACACACAGAUCACUUAGCAAACAGUUGAAUGCUACCUGCAUAAGAAGUAACUCUACUCAAAUUGUGUGGAACAAAUUUGUUUGCCUUUAAUACAGUUAGAUACAAUCUAACUGGCUCUGUCAUAGGUUUAUGGGCUUAUACUCAAGCUUGCAUUGAUUCAACAAAGUGUUUAUGUAUUAAAUACUUUGUAUACUAAAGCCCUAUAGCUAUUGCAAUACCUGAUGUACUGAACUUUUAAGUUACCUCUCUUGUAUUAUGUCUCUAACCUGAAAUCAAGAGAUUUUUUUUUUACUUUCUAGUAAUAGGUAAUCUUAAACUGUAUGCUCUAAUUCUUCCCAAGAUGGGAAGGUACUCUUUUUUUUGGGGGGGGUGAUGAGAGCUGCUCUAGAUAUAGUGGUACUCCAGAAAAAAAGACAAAGGAUCAGAACAGGGGAUACUAAUUUGCAAUAUCCUAGUCUUAUUUGUUCAGAUAAACAGUUUACCCUUACUGAUUGAGUUUUGGAGCAGGUUAGGCCUUUAGAAAGCUUAAGAGAAGCUGAAAGACUGAAGCACUGUACAAAUAAGAAGCAGAAAUAAGUAUUUUAAGCUUUCUUCUCUGCACUCAGUGGCUAGCAUCCAAAUGCUUAAUUUCGGAGCAUGAAAGAAGAGAGGAGACAGUUUAGGAACUUGCACAGGAGCUAGCAAGGGAAAGGUCCACUUGUACCAAGAUUGAUUGUACAACUUGGUGUUCGCUGUGGAUGCCUUCAUAGUAACUUUCUCAGCCAGAAGCAGUUCCUGGGAACUCUGACCAACAGGUAUUGCUUAUGAUAAAUGAAGUAACAGUUUUGAACUCCAUGUUUCUUGUUAGUUUACUGUAAGUGAAAUUUAGCAACAGUGUUCUAGUGUGUAGUGGCAAUUGAACUUUGGUAUUUCUUAUAUUAUUUCUAGUGAACAAGGCAAUCUACUACAGUCAGAUUUCAUCAAAUGAGAGAACAUAGAUGUUGCUUUAUCCUGUUGGUUAACAACUUUUUUGACCCUUGAAUUUCUACUCAAUUUUUAAACACAUACACAUGCUUGGUGUUGCAGGUAUAUUGCUGGAUAUCAUUAGUAGUAUUAUCAGCUGAGCAGCAUAUAGUUUCAUUGACUGUAAGAUGGAACAAGUAGCAAUUCUGCCUGUGUCAUAUGGUAGCACAAGCAUUUGUGUAAUCUAGCAUUCUCACCAGCCUGGUUUUCAGGAAGCUUACUAUACUACCAUGCAACUGCUCUUGUGAGGUUAUGAGAAGAGCAAGGACUGGGGUUUCUUCGUUAUUAGUAAGAGAUGCUAACAGUGGUUUUAGACUGCAGAUGAAACUAUGGCCUUAGUGUUAAGGACCACUCUUAAUUCCUUUCUCCUUAGCUAAUUAAAAAAAUUGUGAAGGCUUAAUGAGCCUGUGUUUGGGUGAAGAAAAACUGCUUUAGAGUUCAUGUCUAGAAAGCAUUAAUGUAGCUAUGCUUGAACUGCAUUUGAUACUUGUAGCCCUCUGUAUGCUGUCCGCUGUGUGACAGCGGUUCACUUUUUUUUUUCCCCAGUACCAUUUAAUUGAGAAAGAAGAGUGGCUGCUGUCAGACUCUAGGAUGAAAUCUCAUCUUUAUUCUUCAUGUACAAGAUAAUUAAUUAGAUUGUAGACCAUGGAGAUGAAUGGAGCAGACUAGUGAUGGCAGUACUUCUGCUUGUUUCCAAACAGUUAUGCUGGACAUCUUUAUCUUGGAAUGAAUGUAAUCAAAAGCAUAAAUUGCUAUUUUUACUCCUGGAAUGCACAGUGCUAAACAAGAUAUUGCAGUUGAAAGCUCUGAAUUGAGGAAAGCAGCAGGAAAGUCAAGUACUAACAUAGGCUGGUCAUUGAUGUACUGAGCAGCAGUUAAAAGUCUGUUCUCUUUUCUCCAAAGGAAGGACAGUACCUACCUCAUAAGAGUGACACAAGGGCUGUUUCAGGAGUGGUUUAAAGUUACUUGAGACUUGCACAAUACACUUCUGUGGAGACAGUAAGACAUAACAUUAGUAUAACUUGAUGGUAACUACAUACAUUCAUGUUAUACUAGUUUAAUCCUCUCACUGAACAGAAUUUAGCAGCUUUUGUACUAAGACUUUUCUUAAAUACACAGAGGAAUUGCGAUUAACUUACAGAGAGCAAAGCCAGAAAGAUCUUUCAGUUUCUGCAAGAGCUUAUAGGUGGGCUAAAUAACGUUCUUCUGACAUUCUUCCAUUUAUCUCUAAAUUUUCCCAGGGAUUUCUUUUAAGCAAAUGAUAUAGAAGAUUGUUUGUGUCAAUACAAUCAACAGUCAGUUUAAGAAUGACUGUUUUGGAUGAUUAUGUUCAGAUGAUUUACUGCAACUGAAAUGUUAAAUUAACACUUUCUUACCUGCUGACUUUCACUUAUAAGUGAGAUCAGAUCUCUUGAAAAUGGCUGCAGGUUUUUUGUAAAGUAACCUUGAUUUUUUUUUCUUAGCAUUGUAUAGCUUUUUUUUUAAAUAAAGCAUGAGUAUGGCACCAAAAA